AGUGUUCACUGUUCACCAACACAGCACUCUAGUGCCAGUCUCCAGUUAGCGGCCGCACAUGCGCCGAGCGUCCGCUUACCUGAUAUAUGUUUGACGUGUUGUUGAAUUUCUACUCAUUUGACGUCAGAUCGCGCCAGUCGAUUCUUGUUUCUAGAUCGUAAAAAUGGUUACGGAAAGUGAAAUAGUCGUGUAAAAGUUUUAGUGGAACACUGACGACAAUGCGUAGACUGCUGAAUUAAAAAUUGGGUAAUAACGUAAAAUCGUGCAAAUUUGUCACACGGCCACGUGCGUAGUGUUUGCCGGCGUCUGUGAUUGAUUUUUUGCGGUAUGGGCGAAGAAAUAAAAGGCGAGGAAGGAAAUGUGACUUUGAAACGCAAAAUAACACUGUUUAAUGGUGUUGGUAUUAUAAUUGGUACUAUUAUAGGAUCUGGAAUUUUUAUAUCACCUACUGGAGUUUUCUUAUACACUGGAUCCGUAGCCGCAUCGCUUAUAAUAUGGCUCGUGAGUGGUCUUCUAUCAACUCUAGGUGCCUUAUGCUAUGCAGAACUUGGGACUUCCAUCGCGAGGUCUGGCGGUGACUAUGCCUACAUAUACACGGCCUUCGGGCCGUUGCCUGCGUUUUUGAGAAUGUGGAUCGCUCUACUCAUUAUAAGACCCACGACACAAGCGAUUGUGGCUCUCACUUUUGGCCACUACGUUGUUAAACCAUUCUUCCCGGAAUGUGAACCACCUGCCAAUGCGGUGAAGCUUUUGGCUGCAGUUUGUUUGUGUAUAUUAACAGCCAUCAACUGCAUUAGUGUGCGGUGGACGAUGCGAAUACAGGAUGUCUUCACGGCUUCGAAGCUUCUUGCUUUAGUGAUCAUCAUCAUAUCUGGACUGUAUUAUAUCGGAAUUGGUCACACCGAAAACUUUAAGGAUGCGUUUGCUGGCGAGUAUGGCGCUGGUAAAGUGGCGGUAGCUUUUUAUUCUGGACUCUUCGCUUUUGGCGGGUGGAAUUACUUGAACUUUGUCACUGAAGAGCUGCAGGAUCCAUACAAGAAUUUGCCGCGUGCGAUAUGGAUCGCUAUGCCGAUGGUGACUAUUAUCUACGUAAUGGCAAACUUGGCCUACUUCGCCGUUGUCUCCAAAAUGGAAAUGAUGUCAAACUCCGCGGUGGCUGUGGUAUUCGGUGACCGUUUAUUCGGUGCAUGGAGCUGGUUGAUCCCCGUGUUCGUAGCAUUAUCAACAUUCGGCGGUGUGAACGGAGUGCUGUUCACAUCAGCGCGACUGUUCGCGACGGGCGCGCAAGAGGGACACAUGCCCGCGUUCUUCUCGCUCUUUCACAUUGAUAAGCAAACGCCUAUACCGUCGCUCGUGUUUACGUGUUUCUUCUCACUACUCAUGUUGACAACGAGCAACGUGUUCGACCUUAUCAACUAUUUCUCGCAAACUCUAUGGUUGUCUGUGGGCGCUUCCGUCGUUGGGAUGCUCUGGCUUCGAAGGACCAAACCGGACAUGCCUCGACCAAUUAAAGUUAAUCUAGCUAUUCCUUAUGUUUUCCUCGUUGCUAUUGCGUGUCUCGUCUUCAUUCCAGCCUUUACUCAACCCAUGGACACGGCUAUAGGUCUUGGAAUUCUUCUCUCUGGCAUCCCGGUUUAUUAUCUAUGCGUCAAAUGGCAGAAUAAACCUAACAGCUACCAUAGAUUCUCAGGUUGUGUACUAAGGUUCCUACAGAAGCUCUGCUCUUGCAUUUACGUAGACUCGUUAGAGAAAUUAUCCAAUGCAAAUUGAACGGUUUCAAAGUAACGAUAAAACUGUUGAAACGGAUACGUGUUGCGGACUGGAAUACCUACAAUUUUUUUCUUACAAUUAAAACAUUGAAUACCUAUAUGUCUCUUGAUGGCCACAAGCUACUAUCAUUUAAGAUCACAUUUAUUUAAAUAAUUUGUUGUUUGAAUAAAUAAAUAUGUCCUCGUGUAUUCCAUUCAAUCAGUUUUAUCUUAUAGUGUAUGAAAAUAACACGUUUAUUUAUAUCGACUAUAAAUUAUUGCUACAAGAAUAAAUGUAAAUGGACCAAUAUAUUUUACCCUAUAAUAUAGUAAUGUACUUUGAUAUUAAAGACAUUGUGACGAAUUUAAAA
Colias croceus (clouded yellow) is the source of this 2119-nucleotide messenger RNA. It is a transcript of the gene JhI-21, whose product is annotated as large neutral amino acids transporter small subunit 2. Lineage: Eukaryota; Metazoa; Arthropoda; Insecta; Lepidoptera; Pieridae. The transcript is spliced from 7 exons. The coding region runs from base 328 to 1770 and encodes 480 amino acids. The record is from RefSeq and is a predicted model, not a curated record. Gene Ontology annotation, cellular component: membrane. Gene Ontology annotation, molecular function: L-amino acid transmembrane transporter activity. Gene Ontology annotation, biological process: amino acid transmembrane transport.